CAGCAGCAGAAGUUUCUCACCUUGGAAUGCGAGGGACGCUCCGGCAUCUGCAGCUCGUACUCACCUCUGUGCGAGAGGGCCUCAGGCUACUUUCUCCACCUCAUCUUGCCUAGGGGACUGCUGAUAGUCUCUGUCCUUGCUUCCCUUUUUAAUGUUACCUUCCAGGGGAAAGAGAGCAAGGAACAACUGGGUGCUAGAAAACUGACCCCGGGCCCUGCGGGCCUCUGGAGAAAGGAGACAGAAGAGGAGUGGCUGAGGCUGGGGGCCUCCAUGCACGGGCCAUGGACAGAGCAGCGCUCCUGGCCCUGCCCAGCUUGUGUGCGCUGUGGGCAGCUGUGCUGUCGCUGCUCCCCUGCGGAACCCAGGGCAACUGGAUGUGGUUGGGCAUCGCCUCCUUCGGGGUACCGGAGAAGCUGGGCUGCGCCGGCUUGCCGCUGAACAGCCGCCAGAAGGAGCUGUGCAAGAGGAAACCCUACCUGCUGCCUAGCAUCCGCGAGGGCGCCAGGCUGGGCAUUCAGGAGUGCAGAAGCCAAUUCCGACAUGAGAGGUGGAACUGUAUGGUCGCCACUGUCACCUCCACCCAGCUCGCCACAGCCCCCCUCUUUGGCUAUGAGCUGAGUAGCGGCACCAAGGAGACAGCAUUCAUUUAUGCCAUCAUGGCUGCAGGCCUGGUGCACUCUGUAACCAGGUCGUGCAGUGCAGGAAACAUGACCGAAUGUUCCUGUGACACCACCUUGCAGAAUGGUGGCUCAGCAAGUGAAGGCUGGCAUUGGGGAGGAUGCUCUGAUGAUGUCCAGUACGGCAUGUGGUUCAGCAGAAAGUUUCUAGAUCUCCCCAUCAGAAACACCACAGGAAAAGAAAGCAAAGUCCUGCUAGCCAUGAACCUACACAACAACGAAGCAGGACGGCAGGCUGUCGCCAAGUUAAUGUCUGUGGACUGCCGCUGUCACGGAGUUUCCGGCUCCUGUGCUGUGAAAACCUGCUGGAAAACUAUGUCUUCUUUUGAAAAGAUUGGGCAUUUUUUAAAGGAUAAAUACGAAAACAGCAUCCAGAUCUCAGACAAGACCAAGAGGAAAAUGCGCAGGAGAGAAAAAGAUCAGAGGCAGACACCCAUUCUCAAGGAUGACCUGCUGUACGUCCAUAAGUCUCCCAACUACUGCGUGGAGAACAAAAAACUUGGUAUUCCUGGGACACAGGGCAGAGAGUGCAACCGGACAUCAGGAGGUGCAGAUGGCUGUAACCUCCUCUGCUGUGGCCGAGGCUACAACACCCACGUAGUCAGGCACGUGGAGAGGUGUGAGUGUAAGUUUAUCUGGUGCUGCUACGUCCGCUGCAGGAGGUGUGAAAGCAUGACCGAUGUCCACACUUGUAAGUAACCUCUCCAUCCAGCCUAGUAUGAGACACCUCAGUAGCAACCAAAGGUGUUGCCAUCUGGAGUGCGCCCCCUACUGUGCACGGCUGGGGAAGUCACUGCCUGUAAGAGUGUUCCCAGACCCCUGGGCCAGUCUGCGAUUUCUUUUUUCUGGCAGACUUCACAUCACAAGUUGAUCAUGAGGAUUGCUUGGGAUUCUAAAGUUGAAAAGGUUGGCAGUCGCCGUUGGAUAGUUUGGGGAAUAUACAUUGACAUAUAGGAAACAGCGAUUUGUUUCCGAAUCAAUACGGAGAAAGAAGAAAAGAGAAAAGAAAGAAAAGGAAAGGAAAAGGAAAAAGGAAAAGGAAAGGAAAAAAGACUAGGGAAAAAUCCCUUAUCUCAGAGAACUGAUCCAGGCUCAGGAUAAGAUCUUAGACUGUGGACUUAGAGAAAUCAGUCAUGGUGGGUACACAUCGAUCAUUUUUUAAAGGCAUCUCUUAUAGGAGCUAGGAGCAGUACACGUGAAUUGCAUUUUUCCUUAGUAUUUUAAUAGAAUUAAGGAUAUUGUUUGUGCGUAGACAAGAGAUGCUGAAAAUUAACCAAGGGGCGGAUGCUUCCUUUACCCUUUCAUACACUUCAGAAGCAGGGCUGUUGAAAAGAUCCCCAUUAAGAGAUGGAGUAUCCCUUUAAAGUCUUUUUUAAAAAUAUGUUAAGUAAUAAAUAUAAUCAAAACGUAAAAGUAAAACAUGAUGUGGAUUUUUAAGUGUCUUUGACCAAGAAGAUUUGUCUGUGGAGUAGAAGACAUAUAAAGUUUAUGUGACUUUUAACCUUUGGAUUUAUCUUUUUUUAGUGUAGACCAGUUUCUACUCUUAAACACUCAAUUGUAAUAUACUGGGAGACUCUCUAAAAGGAGUUGAAGAAAAUGGAAGUAAAUAGAGAAAGUACCCUUAAUUAUGUAAAGGCAGUAUUUUGUAUAGUGUUUUACUUCAAAUGUUUUAUAUUUUGUAAAUAGAGUAUUUAACUUAAGUAACAUAUUAAAAUGUAAAGACAUUUAUCGUUAAAGUCUGAAAGUACCCGGAUAAUAAGACUACAUCAAGAAAUGAGAAUAACUUGAUUUUUUUCCAUACUACUAAUUCCUUCUUUGAACAUUGGGAAAAGGGCAGUCACCUGGAUGUGUAUUUCUUGCCAAAACAAUAGUUUUCUUUAAAAAGGAAAAAAGUUUUUGAGACAGGGUUUCUCUGCAUAACCAUGGCUGUCUUGAAGAGGACAGUUUUCUGUGCUAUGAAUUAAAGUGUGUUACAAAAUACUGAAGAUCGUGUUAUCUCAGUAGCCAGAAUAAUCGAAUUCUCUUUUCAACCUUA
Molecule: messenger RNA, 2712 nt
Organism: Grammomys surdaster
Lineage: Eukaryota; Metazoa; Chordata; Mammalia; Rodentia; Muridae
Gene: Wnt16
Product: Wnt family member 16
Exons: 4
Coding region: 282-1376 (364 amino acids)
Biological process (GO): multicellular organism development; neuron differentiation; canonical Wnt signaling pathway
Cellular component (GO): extracellular region
Molecular function (GO): cytokine activity; frizzled binding
Source: RefSeq, a predicted model, not a curated record